UUUAUGUCAGGAUACACUCAACCAAUUUUUACAUUGCAGCUCUUGUUACAAAUUAAAAUAAGGAAUGGAUUACCUACCUUUGAUUCAAGAGAAUCUCGACAUCCACGAAGUUUCCCCAACGCUUAGAAAAGCCUUCCAGGAAACUUUGAACGGUCAGAUUUACCCGAAGAAAACCGCCGAACAAUUCGUUUAUUCCAUUAAAGAUGAAGACUCGACGAUCAAACACACUGCUAAUAGAGUAUUGGAGGUUCAUAAGGAAGCUCAGAAAGCUGAGGCGAAGAGCAAGCUGGCCUCGAUCGACCUCAUGUACCAGCAGGCGAUGUACAUGAUACAAAAAGACAAAAUCGACCGUUCGGCCGAGUUGCGGGAGAACAUCAAAUUGAAACGAUGCACUCUCUUUAAGCAUCUAGAGGAAGGCUUCGUUAAGGAGUUCAAUUUGAUCAGAAAGUCGGAUUUGCUGCCCGACAUGAUCCACAGAUAUCUAGAUUUCAGAAACUUCGAACAUACCGUGUGUCCGGCUUGCAAGGAGAAAAUCGCGACGAAGGAGAUUAAACAGAAACUGAAUUUGGAUAUAAAAAAUAAUUUCCAAUCAGAUACAGUCACGUUAUUGAAGAAGUCUACCAGCUAUGAAGUCGAGCCCAGCUCUUUAAUAUUUCAUAACUACCAAGUAGGAGAAGUGUAUAAAAAAAACAUCAAAAUCAUCAACAUCAGUGGCAAAACCCAAUCCAUAGCCAUCAGGAGCCUUCCAACCACCCCUUACUUUUCGGCGAUCAUAAUCGAUAACCAACGAUUGGCUCCGGGAAUGAGCGUGAUGCUAACCAUUACCUUCAAACCGAAAAUAUACGUAAUCGUAGAUGACAAAUUAGAGCUGAAGAACAAAGAAGGUGAGACGGUCGAGGUGCUGUUGAAAUGCACGCGAGACGUGCCGAAAUUGGUGAGUUGCAUCUUCAAAUCCACGUCGAAUUUGUUGGAGAGCUGCGCGCCGGAGAAGGUGGAUUUCGUGCAGAAGAGACGGGAGGCGUUGAACUACACGAUCGAUUGCGGGAGCUGCUUGGUCAGCCAGUACAUCCUCAUUUCCAUGGUGUUCGAAAACCGGGGCAACGACGGAGCGUUCUUCAUCAUAACAGAAGAGGAUUGGUACUUUCAAAACGUGGAAACGAUUUCGACCAAUAUGGAGCUGUUUAAAGGACCGUUUUGGAUAUAUCCCACGUAUUUCGAAGUAUGUAAGGACGAUUUGGUGGAAGUUAACAUCAUCUUUCAACCGUACAAACCCGGUCUGCAAGUGGAAACGUUGUUCUUGAUUUGCAAUAACAAUUCAUUUCAACAAAUCGAGCUGGUCGGCGAUGCUUUGGAAUUUUCACCCAGUUUCAUAGAAAUUGACGUACCACCAAAGGAUACACACAUCAACGAAAUGAAAAAUUAUUGCGUGUAUUUUGAAAAUUUGAAGAACGACGAACCUCAAUAUCUAACUGUAAUUGUUCGUAACAAAAGUCAAAUAGCUUUGACCUGCGAAUGGAGAUUCAGGCACACGCCCAAAGAAGGAAUCAACGACAUGCCGGAUAACUGGAUAACCUCGAAUUGCACUCUCACCCAUCUACACCCGUGGGGAUAUUUGACGUACGAAUUUAAAAUCAACGCCAACACGAACAUUAACGGUUAUCAUAACAUUUUUUUCUGUUUGUACGUUACGAAUUUGCCGGCGAUUAGUUUGAUGGAAAACGAGGAACUCACCAUUGUAGAAUGCGACGAUGUAGCUGGAAAAACGCUCAGCCAAGCGGUGGACGUGUUAAUAACAGAAUUCGAAGUUUGCGCCAUGGUCAACAUAGAUCCUCCGAAAGUUUACUGCGAUUGCGCUUGUGAUGCUCCUGUUGACUUGUCGACGAACAUGGGAUUUUCCUGUCCUGUUUUAAACUUCGGGAUCGUGCCGUCCGGGCUCAACGUCCAGAAGCACUUCUACAUCAGGAACGACAGGAACUUCGAUCAGAACUGGUCGAUCCUGGAGGUGAAGUACAAUUUGGACUCGAAGCCGCACAUGGAAGUGAUCAAAUGCAGCCCGCAUUUGACCGAAUCCUCCGGGUUCUGUCGAAGGAGGAGGAACAAAAGGUUGUUUUAUAAAAUAGUCAAUGAGAAGCCGAUCAGUUGGGUGUCUAUAUUGGUGCUGGUAGCAGUGAAUUUGAAGGGUGACUCGACGAUAGAGGAUAUUUGCAUUGUUACUUAUGAAGUUAUUAAUUUCGAUAUCGUCGUGAAAGGCGAUCAAUCCAAAUAUGUAAUUCCUGCUCUAAUGCCGAUGCACGUGAUGUAUAGAGGAAUACCCACGGAACUGAAAUUUGGCGUGGAAAAUCGCAGUCUUAUUACCGGUUACUUCCAAUUUUUCCCCGCAUUUGGAGAAGACAGAGACAAGCUCAUGGUGAAAUUGUCACCGACUUCGUCCGUGAUAAAACCGUUCGAGACCAUCACCAUCACAGCGACGCUUCUCUGCUGCGAAAUCGGAUUCAUACAAAACUUUUUCCUGCCGUGCUUCGUGGGCAUCGGCCAGGAACCGCUGGUGCUGCGGGUGCUUUGCACCGUCGACGGCCCGCACGUUUUCUUCUACCUCCCAGUCGAGAAGAAGAUCUACAAGAAGGUCACCUGGCCGCCUAAAAUACUCUACGAAUACGACACCGAUCCCCUGUGCGUUUGCACUAACAAAGAAUGCUUGAAGUACGAGGACCAGGACGAGUAUUUGGACGACUACGAGGUGCCCUUCGAGAACCUGAUGAACGGCGCGACCAAUCGCACGUACAUCGUGAACGACUUGGACCUCAAGCCGUCGGCCUCCGGGGACACCGAGAAGCUGAUGAAAUCGGAGGAGAGCUCCCGAUCGACCGACUUCACCAGCCGCACUCGCCGAUUGGAGGGCCUCAUCUCCGAGGAAUUCGACACCGACAACAUCCUGCACGACGACAUCGUCGAGGUUCAUUCGGUGCCGAUUUUGACGCCGACCAAAGUCACCAUAUACAUUCAAAAUUUCACGCCGAUCGCUACCAAAUACAAUCUGGAGCCGCAGAAAUUCGUCGAAAAUAAGAAAUUCGAUCACGUUGCUGUUAGACUUCGGUUAAAAAAGCGAGAGGACCUUUGGAAUGACCUGAUGGGCACCGAUUACGGCAUUUUGGUGCAACCAGAAGUGUGCAGCGGGGAAUUGAACGCGUACGGCAGCGCCCACGUGGAUAUAUGGGUAUACGCGAACACUUACGGGAUAUAUUCCGAAGAAAUAGUAGUAGAAAUGGUGGAAAUACCUUCCUACCAUUUCUCCAUGCUAAUCGAGGUGAUAGGAAGCCCGGCGGUGGUGCCAAUGGGCGUCAAUUCCAUUACGAAUUAUCCGACUAUAAGGUUCGGUACGAUUCCUUUCAAAUCCGAGCCGAUCAAACGACAAAUCAAAAUCAGCAACACCAGCUCGAUUCCUAUCCAUAUCUACUGGCACGCUUUGUUGAGGCAACCGAAUGACCCCGGAUACGCCAUCAAUGAGGGUUUCAACAUAUUUUUAGACGAAGCUGGUCAUGAGAAACCGGAGCAGUUAUUUAAUUUGGUGUAUUCCUUGGAAAAUUAUUGCGGCAGAAACGUCAGCGAUUUUUGUUACGUUGAACCGUCGGAAACCGAUAUUGCGGAGCAUUCGAAUGUGCUGGUACAGGUGGUGUUGAGACCGGCGUAUUUGUCCAACUCUUCGGACCUAAUAGAAGCGGCUUGUUGCUUGAUAGGCCACAUUUUUUUAAAACCUGAACAUAAGAUGAAGCCCAAUUAUUUUGUGAGGAAGACCGGCCCGGAUGUGAACAGGAUCAGAAUCGAGGCCACAGCAAGGAUAGAAGAGCCAAAGUUUAAUAUCGAAUUGGGCGAUUCGAACAGCCUGAAAAUCAGAAUGUACGCCAACGAGGUGUUGCUGAAGAAACUAGAGGGUAUAAACGAGUACGGUGUAAUACGCAACCUUGGAGAAUCCCCGUGCUGUCUGGAACUCUCGGUCAACGUCCCGUUUUACUUUAAAACUAAGAAAGGAAAUCUUAUCACGGAAUUGUGCACCGAGGUGGCACCUCUGAGUACAGUUGAUUUAAAUAUCUGUUGUAACAUAAGUUUCGAACAAAUGUUGGCUUUGAGCAAAAUAAUUUACGAGAACUUCACCGAUUCCUUGACGUUUUACGAUGAUUACGGGGAUAUCGCGGACGUGGAUAAAUCGGAGAAAACCAUUGUAAUGCAUAAAGUGAUGAAAAUAAAGAAUAACGAUCAAAUCGAACAGUUUCCUUUGGAAGUGCAUUUAUAUUUUCCAAACAUAUCAGUAUCACCAGAAAUCGUCAAUUUCGGUCAUAUUCUAUUACGUUCGACAAGAAAGCAGAUGAUUACAAUUUACAAUUAUACAGGUUAUACGGUAAAAUUUGAAAUAUAUAAAUCUUCAGGAGCGACUUGUUUCGUCAUAGUGCCGCAUUAUGGAGAAAUUCCCCCGACAUUAGGAAUGAAUUCAGCUUUUAUAAACGUUUUUAUUUAUUUUUCUCCCAAUGAAUGUAAAUUGUACAAAGAGUCGUGCAGAGUUAUCACAAAUAUUCCCAGUUAUUGGAAAGAAAUCGACCUGCAAGGUAUUGGUUCGAUGAACAUGAAAUACGUGAAAGAUUACAAAAUAUAAAUAUUGUAUAAAAUAUACAAGAUAUGAUGAAAUUAUAAUUUGUUAUUUGUAGUUUAAAUCGAAAAAAUGUGUUUUUUUAUAUAAUAACAUGUACAUAUUUCAUUUUUUUACCAAAUCUACAUAGAAAUGACAAUUUUUUAAGAUGCCCUUCAGUAACAUACGUUUUGUUAUCUAAAUAAAUUGUAUUAUCACAUAAUUAGUAAGCAAUUAAGAAAAUUUACAGGCACUUUUUCCAAGUAUAUAUAUAGCAUUUAACAAACAGAACUAUAACAAUAAUAAUAAAAUGUUGAAAUUAACGUUAGCUUUCGCCUUUGUCUGCGCCGCUUUAUUCAUGGAGACAUUAGCAACAACUCCAAGUUCGGAGUUUAGUUGCUCUAAUCCGAAUUUCUGUACGAGAUAUGCAAGCUUUAUAUGCCCACGUAUAGCCCUUGAAUGUCAAGAGGACCAAAUAAUUCCUUCAGGCCCAUGCAAUUGUUGCAGGACAUGCAAAUAACACCGAUUCGAAGAAGCAGUCGCAAAUGUUUUAUUCGAUGUACUAAAAUGUGAAUAAAGAGUCUUUCGUUUAAUUGUUAUUAUAUAUAUUAUACAGGGUGCCCCACGACGAGUUAAAACUAUCCGUAUGUAUACAGGAUGUUCCUAAACAUCGUGCCCAUCCGAAAGAGGGUAAUUCUUUGGCUUAUUUCAUGACUUAAAGUUCAUUUAAACGUAGAUCCGCAAACGCAUCGUUCCCAAUCUACAGGGUGUUGAAAUUUCAAGAUAUUUUUUUUUCUUUAUUGUUUUCUCAAAUUUGUAAUCUAGAUUGUUUUAAAGGGCAUACAUUAUUGGGUAUGUUCCCUGUUCCAUGUUCCCCUUCUCCCCUCAGAACUUUUUUGUUGUGCGCUGCUGGUAGAUUCUAAAAUACAAAGUGAAUUGUCUGUUUGUUUAGAAACUUUUUUUGUUUUAAAACUUUUUUCUUUAUAUGACUGUUAUGGAGUAAAAAUUAAAACGAUUUUCUGUACAAAUGAUUUAUUUUACAAUACAAAAAACCUAAAUAAUAAUUAUUAAACUACAUUAUAACAAAUGUUGAAAGUGACUAUCUCCUACUCAAAUUAUACCCUAGCUGGCCUAUGUUAUACACCAAAUUUGAGCUAAAUAUCUCCAAAACUGCAGGAGCUCUAAAAAAAGCAGAAGAAAAUCUUAAAAUUUCAACACUGUGUAGAUCGGUAACGAAGCGUUUGCGGACCUAUGUUUAUAUGAACUUUUAGUCAUGAAAUAAACCAAGAAAUCACCCCCUUUCGGAUGUGCACGAUGUUUAAGAACACCCUAUAUGCAGACAGUUUUAACUCGUCGCUGUAUAAAAUAUACAUUACCUAUAUCUUUUUCCUAAAGCAGGCAAAGAAAAAUCCGACCGAAUCAAUCGUUUGAUCUGGUCCGAAUCUCUGAACACUGUCUAUUUCUUCCGUUGUUAAAGAAGUACCGCUCCAGCCAUUACCUCCUAGACUUAAACUAGGUUUAAUUAACUCUAUUUGGGAGAAUUUCCUCAAAGCCCAAGCGACUAGUCCUUCAUUUUCCGCUAAUGUAAUUGUACAGGUACUGUACACCAAGGUUCCUCCUGGUUUCAGUAGCUGCACAGCC
Molecule: messenger RNA, 6259 nt
Organism: Phyllotreta striolata
Lineage: Eukaryota; Metazoa; Arthropoda; Insecta; Coleoptera; Chrysomelidae
Source: the annotation of a GenBank genome assembly